Messenger RNA from Eptesicus fuscus (big brown bat), 1641 nucleotides. Its product is annotated as autism susceptibility gene 2 protein-like. NCBI's taxonomy places the organism in Eukaryota, Metazoa, Chordata, Mammalia, Chiroptera, Vespertilionidae. The transcript is spliced from 4 exons. The record is from RefSeq and is a predicted model, not a curated record. The coding region runs from base 109 to 966 and encodes 285 amino acids.
AGCCGAGAAGGGGGGGAGGGAGGGGUUGGUGUCAAUUUUUUUGUGUGGCCGCGGCUGGAGCCUGUGGCGGGCAGGCGGCGAGCGGGGAGACCCCGGCGCGGCAGAGCCAUGGAUGGCCCGACGCGGGGCCAUGGACUCCGCAAAAAGCGGCGGUCGCGGUCACAGCGAGACCGGGAGAGGCGCUCCCGGGGUGGGCUGGGGGCCGGAGCGGCUGGCGGCGCCGGCCGGACCCGGGCGCCCUCGCUCGCCUCGUCGUCGGGCUCCGACAAGGAAGACAAUGGGAAGCCCCCGUCCUCCGCCCCGUCCCGGCCCAGACCCCCGCGGAGGAAGCGGAGAGAGUCCACCUCGGCUGAAGAGGACAUCAUUGAUGGAUUUGCCAUGACCAGCUUUGUCACUUUUGAAGCGCUGGAGAAAGAUGUAGCACUUAAGCCUCAGGAACGUGUGGAGAAACGCCAGACCCCUCUGACCAAGAAGAAACGAGAAGCACUUACCAACGGCUUGUCCUUUCAUUCCAAGAAGAGCCGCCUCAGCCACCCACAUCACUACAGCUCAGAUCGAGAAAAUGACCGCAAUCUCUGCCAGCACCUUGGGAAGAGAAAGAAGAUGCCAAAGGGACUCAGACAGCUCAAGCCAGGACAGAACAGCUGCAGGGACAGUGACAGUGAAAGCGCCAGUGGAGAAUCCAAAGGAUUCCACAGGAGCAGCUCUCGGGAAAGACUCAGCGAUAGUUCAGCUCCUUCCAGUUUGGGAACAGGCUACUUCGUAAGUUUAUCUCAACUUCCACAUGUGUGCCUUGCCUUGGCAUUGAUUUACUUCCGUAAUGUAUGCUCAUUAGGAUGUGGAAAAAAAUCUAAGAAAUCCCCUCUCAGUCCUAAAGAGCAGACGGAUAUGCAUCCUUUUAUUAAGAAUUGUUUUAUUUUUAAAAUAAGUGAAUUGCUGGGCCCUAGGGGCCAUCGGUCAGUCUGAGCUGUCUGUCUGGUUCCCAGCGUGUGGCACGUUUGCCCCUUACCUGGCAGCAGAAGAGGAACAGGGAAAACUGACUGGCUCAUGCCACCUCUCCCACAUGAUUGUUUUAUAGCGAGAAGUAUCCUAUGGAGAAUGGAAUUUAUAUUAUGUUCUGAAGUUUUCAAUUUCAAAAUCUCUUGAAGAACUUAACCAUACAUACAAUGAAUCACCUUUAAAAAAAUUUUUUUUUAUGAGAGGUGGUGUUUUAAUGGAUGUAUUACCUCACAGUCUAAGUAGGUGACCUUUAAAUUUCCUUUCAGCAAUCAUUACACUUCUCAUUUUAGCAAAUGUAGCUGUAUUAUUUUAUUUCUAGACUUUACUCCGUCUUUCGGGAGGGUGGGGAUGGUGACAUAACUCAGGUAUUGUCACAAUAUUUCUCAUAAGUGGGCACUGCAUUUCAUUUAUCUAUAGCAAAAUUACCCUUUUUGGAUUCAACAAUCUUUUAUUAAAUGUAAAUAGAAAAGAAUUACAAAUAAGUAUUUACACAACUAGAUAGCCUGCCAGUGUAGAGGUUUGUUGUGGUGUUUAAAGGAAUCUGAUUUGUGAUCUGAAUGAUGAACACUGAUACUCUAAUGCCAGCUCAGCAUUUUCUGAGAAAAUAAUGGAAUCAUGAAAAUAAAAUAAAGUGGAAAAUAA